This is a messenger RNA of Podospora pseudopauciseta, 1579 nucleotides long. RefSeq lists its product as uncharacterized. Gene Ontology annotation, molecular function: protein prenyltransferase activity. NCBI's taxonomy places the organism in Eukaryota, Fungi, Ascomycota, Sordariomycetes, Sordariales, Podosporaceae. Gene Ontology annotation, biological process: protein prenylation. Bases 1 to 1068 code for a protein of 355 amino acids. The transcript has 2 exons. The record is from RefSeq and is a predicted model, not a curated record. Gene Ontology annotation, cellular component: cytoplasm.
AUGUCCCGAGCCAUAGACCCAAAAACAGCCACAAACCUCAACUCCGUCAACCUACAACAAGUAUACGAAGAACUAACGCAAACCCUCACCCUCCCCUCCUCCCCAUCCACCACCCUCCUCGAAAUCGAAAUCCUCAAAGAGUUCCACUUCCCCCCCGGCCAAACCAUCCUCAAAGACAACAACUUCAUCGCAAUCUCCAAACUCGCCCUAGUCCAAUCCUUCCUCUUCGCCCGACCCCGUCUCAGAGCCUACCAAACCGACCCCUCCCUCUUCAGCUCAGACGACAUAUCCUCCGCCACAUUCACCAUCCUCCUCUUCGACCCCGAGCACCUCACAGCAGCCAACACCAGAAAACGACUUCUCCAGUCAGAAUUGCAAAGGCAAAACUCUGACCAUAGAACGGUGUUGGAACAAGAAAAGAGGACGGUAGACAGUCUCCUCACAAGCAGACUACACCGACACACCAAAUCCCCCGUGUUAUGGAGUCAUCGGCGGUGGCUCAUCACCCAGUACGCAAAGUAUGGUCUGUCAGUUGAAGUCACGGGUGAUAUCGAGAGGAUUGUCUGCGUGGCUGGGGAGAGACAUCCCCGGAACUACUACGCUUGGUGUCACGCCAGGUUUUUGGUCAACAUCAGCAACAACAACUUCAACCGUGGGAAGCUGUUGGAAAUAGUCCAGACUUGGUGCGUUCAGAAUCACACCGACAUAUCAGGGUGGUCAUUCCUGUCUUUUCUCCUCGGCCGUGACAAGGACGCACCGGAGGUGAUAGCCAAGGUGUUGGAUCUGGUCGAAUCUCUCCGGUUGUCAAACGAGUCUGUCUGGGUGUUUUUGCCGACUUUGGCAGCGGCGGGUGUCAUGACGGAGGAGGCUUAUUCCAGGUUUUUGAAGAUUCAAAAGGAGCUGCUGGAGAUGGAGACGACGGCGGUGGCAGACAAGGCGGUGUUGAGGAGGGCGGUGGAGUGGUGUGAGACAUAUCGGAGUCCAUCAGCAGACAGACUGAAGGCAUAUCGACUUCUUCAGCCUGACACGAACCAGGAGUUCAACCGUUGUCAAAAGAGAGGUGAAUGAAACUGAAAGCUUCAAUGUACCAUUCCCCUCUUACCUAGCGACGAGCUUGGGCGUUUUCGUGGGGUAAUCACACACCAUGCCCAUGAGGUCAUGAUGGGUAUUUGUUAGAAAUUACCAUUCUCCACCGAGGAAGGGGGCUCUGCUGAUCUAGGUAGGGGACCUUCACCUACGCAGACUCGUGCCAAGCGCGAUGGUCAAACAUGAAACUGUUUGUUGUUGUCAAAAGCCAUGAUGCCAAACAGCCAAAAGUAAGACAUUGAUAGCCGCCUUGUUGUUCAGCUGGCCGGAUGGGAGAGGACAAGCUGAGGCUCUGGAUCAGUCUGUUGUGGUGGUGAUGCUUCACACAGGCACAGAAGAGUGUGGCCGAUUGGCUCGUUCGAGGCUGGCUGCUUGGUGGAUAUCUUGGCCGACGCCACGCAGGGAUCCAGGUUCAGGACGUUAUCUGGGGCGCACAGGCCGGCGGCUCCCUUGUCAGAUUCGUUUCCCACGGCUGCCACCCUCCCAAUAUUGC